AUGAGUAACUUUCUUUCCAAGCAGGGCAAACUGUUUUUUUUAAGCAAUGCCAUUCAUUUGCAACUAAAACCAAGACCGAUUCAAGCUUCUAUAUUGGGUCAUCUCAGCACCCUAACCCUAAGGUCGAAAACGAAACCUUUUGGAGGACCAUCCAAAUUCUUCUCUCAAACUUCCAAGAUCGAGUCCAGCUGGAGGGAUCUUUUCAACGGUGCGGGAAAUAGUCGGUAUGCAAGACUAAACAGAUUUCAACAAUUUCAAAAUGGUGGCAACAGAUACAACGGCAAUUCAUUUGGCGAUAAUAGUCUGCGAAAUGUAACAGUGGCAGGAAUUUUGUUCAUGAGCGCUUUUUUCGUCGGGGCACCGUAUCUAUUCCAGUACGUCCCUCCAUUUGCAUAUUUCAAAGCGCAUCCUUCACACUUGGUAUACGGUCUUUUAGGCAUUAAUUGUGGUGUAUUUGCGCUCUGGCAUGUUCCCAGAUAUUGGCGCUUUUUGCAGAGAUAUAUGCUUCUCGAAAAAGAUCGUAUAUACAGCAAAUGGUCGCUAAUUGGCAGUGCAUUUUCGCAUCAGGAAUUUUGGCAUUUGGGUAUGAACAUGCUUGCAUUGUGGUCGUUUGGUACAAGCCUUGCAACAAUGAUCGGACCGGCUAACUUCACUUCGCUCUACAUUAACAGUGCCAUAUUUGGCUCUCUCUUUUCACUUUGGUACCCUCGUAUUGCCAGAAUUUCUAUGAUGGCCCCCAGUUUGGGAGCCAGCGGAGCACUUUUCGGUGUUUUUGGAUGCUUCUCGUAUCUCAUUCCUCAGGCCAAAAUAAUGCUCUUCGUGUUCCCAAUACCGGGCGGAGCGUGGAUAGCAUUUUUAGGCUCCAUGGUGUGGAACGCUGCGGGGUGUGCUUUUAGAUGGGGUUCAUUUGAUUACGCUGCUCACCUGGGAGGUUCCGUAGCAGGUAUCAUAUAUGGAUACUUGAUAUCUGAAAGAAUGAAGAAAGAGAAUCAGCGCCGGAUGAGAAGGUUGUCGAUGUUUUAG
Messenger RNA from Lachancea sp. 'fantastica', 1023 nucleotides. The record is from the annotation of a GenBank genome assembly. Lineage: Eukaryota; Fungi; Ascomycota; Saccharomycetes; Saccharomycetales; Saccharomycetaceae.